CGAGAACAAAGGAUGAUUUACUUUUCGUCUCAGCAGCGUGAAACGAUUCUAAAUUAUCUCGAUUGAAUCAUGGCCCUGUGUGCAAUGUGAUGGAAGACGGUAUCGCUGAGAAAAUUUCGAGGAAAUCAUAAGGCUGGUUUCAAGUUUAGAAAGACACCAUGACUUCCGCUGUUAGGGUUAUCGAACAGAUCAACGAGCAGCUGAUGUGCGCCAUUUGCUUGGAUCGCCUGACUGCUCCGGUGUUCCUAAAAUGCCUGCACACGUUCUGUUCACAAUGUUUGCAUAGAAUCGUCAAUAAUCACCCGUCAUCCUCGAUUACCUGCCCCACAUGCCGCGCAGAGACCCCGAUCCCGGACAAAGGAGUCGAUAUGCUAAUGCCAAACUUUUUUGUGAAUCAAAUGCUGGAUCUGGUUCACUUGAAAUCGGAAGAGCUGAAGAAAGAAAUACGCGAGGAGAAUAAGUGCCAAGCCUGUGAAAACGAGAAAACAGCGGACUUGGCCACUUCACGAUGCGUGGACUGUAAGAAGGACUUGUGCACGAGUUGCGUGGCAGAGCACAAGCGGGCCCAUUCCACACUCGACCAUAGGAUAAUUGCCACAAUCGAAGAUGAAGGUCAGCAGGAGAGUCAAGAGUUGGAUAGAUAUAGCCUAUCGUUUUGCAAGUACCACACUAGGAAUGUCAUCAAGUAUUUUUGCAACACGUGCGAUGAAGCCAUUUGUCGUGUUUGCACAAUUCUAGAGCACCGAGAGCACCAGUACGUCUACCCUAAGGAGGCUUUACCAGCCAGAAGGGGUGCCAUCGCAGAGCAGCUAGAACAAGCUAAGAUACGCAUACCUGAAUUGAAGAAAACGCUGUCCGGAGUGCAAGAAAUGUCAAAAAGGCUUACGGAGUGUAGAGAAGCAAUUGCAAAGGAAAUCAGCGAGAACGUGCAGGCACGAAUUGAAGCACUACGUGAGGGUCAAAACGAGCUCCUAAAGCACCUGGAUCAAAUUCAUGACGGGAAACAGAAAGUGUUGGGCUUGCAAAAGGACAGUAUUGAGUUGGAACUGGGAAAGCUUGCAGGCUGUUGCGAGUUUGCUGACAACGUCUUAAAGUUCGGCAACGAAGUGGAGGUUCUGCAGAUGAAAGGGCGCUUAGAAUCCUUGAAUGGUGUAAAGAUUCAGUUCGAGCCCGAAGAAGAUGACACAAUUCAAUAUGUUCACGAUCCAGCCACAACGAAGACUGUGUCGGAGUCACUCGGGAGCAUCCGGGCAAGUAGCACUUUUGCCUCGAUCUCAUACGCUAGCGGAGAUGGGAUCCAUACUGCGCGUGUCAAAAUGGAGACAACUUUCCGGCUGACAACCAAGGAUCGACAUGGCAAAAGGUGUAAAGGAGGAGACAGGGUCACAGUGGACAUAAGCCAACCCGAUGGGAUACCUCUGUCGUCAACGAUCAGGGAUGAAGGAGAUGGCACCUACACUGUGACUUACAUGCCAGAAGUGAAUGGUAAACAUGAAGUCUCUGUCGCUAUUCAGGACAAGCCGAUCAUGGGAAGCCCCUUCACUGUGCUUGUUGUCAACCGCCGAGAAUAUGCCGACGUUGGCCCGACACUUCAUCGAUUUGGACAGUAUGGCAGCAAAAAGCGCGAGUUUAAAUCCCCUUUCGGCGUGGCGGUUGACAACGAGAGCUACAUCUAUGUAGCCGAUAGCUAUAAUCACCGGAUACAAAUAUUCGGUCCACGGGGAGAAUUCGUUUCACAGUUUGGUUCUCAUGGGGAACGCAAAGGAGAGUUUAACUGCCCGACGGACGUCGCUCUGGAUAGUAAGGGAAGAAUCAUUGUCUGUGAUAAUGGCAACAAUAGAAUCCAGGUCCUUAGUCGGAAUGGCGCAUUUAUCGGAAAAUUUGGCCGUGAGGGUACGGGAAACGGUUACUUUAAAUCCCCCUGGGGGGUUGCGACCUCCCGAAAGAAUGAUAUCCUAGUUGCUGACAUGGAGAAUCACCGGGUGCAAGUUUUCUCUUCCGACGGGAAAUUCUUGACAAAAAUUGGCUGUUUUGGCGAUCGCGCAGGGCAGUUUAACUCUCCGUGUUACCUCCUUGUCAAUCCGGAAGAUGACCAUAUAUUCGUUUCUGACUCCAAAAAUCAUCGCAUCCAAGAGUUCGACAAAAAUGGGAAGGUUCUCCGCCAAAUUGGAUCCCAAGGAACUGGAGAGGGGCAGUUUUCACAUCCCCGUGGGUUAGCCAUCGAUAUCGCCGGUAAUCUCGUGAUAGCUGACAUGGGAAAUCAUCGUUUGCAGAUAUUGGCUGCUAACGGUAAGUUUGUAAAGGAGGCUGGCUCCGAGGGUAGCGGAGACGGACAGUUGUCUUUUCCAGAGAGCGUUGCGAUAAUGCCAAAUAGCGGAUACAUUGUUGUGUCAGAUCUUAGCAAUAACCGCAUUCAAGUGUUUUAAACGAGAAACUUCAUAUUAACGUAAUAAACUCUAAGCUGUGCGGAGAAUGGCUCGUAUAUUCAACUUUACGGCUCAACUGUAAGGGAACGUUAUUGUUUUUUUUCCCAAGCAAAACAUAAGGUGCUACCAACGCUUCCUUCCUAUUAGAUGAAAAUCGGGAAAUGAUUAGAUUCAUCGUUUCCCUUUUUGCUGUGACCAUAUAUGAUGUGAUGUGAUUCUACGCGGUAAACGUUCAAGAAUAGAUUCAAGAAUGAAUCAUUUCACAAUUGAAAAAAACAAAAAGAAAAUAAAACAAAUCGGUUUAAAAAAUGUGUAAAGAAAUGAACCCUAAAACUAUAAGUAAGUUAAAAGUGAUCCUUUUGUGUAUAUGAUAUAUGUUAUUUAUAAUGAAUACAAAGCGCUUUCGAUUGAGUGUCACAAUACAAAACCAAAGUAAUCCUAGGCAGCAAAUGAGAAGUCAGAGCAAAACCAGGCAAAAGGGAAAUUCGAGUAACCAAAUUGCGAUAAUUAUUAUAAGUGUUGUAUGAGAUUGGCUGCGAAGUUAUCUAAUGAGAAGUUGGUUAAUAAGUUAUUAAAUAAAAAUAUGGGUAAAUUAAUAGAUAUAUGUAAUUUCAACUGCUUCUCUGAUCUUCAUAUCUAUUUACGUGUCGUUCGAUUUCUUUUUGGUAUGGUUAACUGAGUUCAAUACUUACUAUUAUACGAAUAUC
This is a messenger RNA of Pocillopora verrucosa, 3133 nucleotides long. Its product is annotated as E3 ubiquitin-protein ligase TRIM71. Lineage: Eukaryota; Metazoa; Cnidaria; Anthozoa; Scleractinia; Pocilloporidae. Gene Ontology annotation, molecular function: protein binding; zinc ion binding. The record is from RefSeq and is a predicted model, not a curated record.